Pocillopora damicornis (cauliflower coral) is the source of this 2701-nucleotide messenger RNA. RefSeq lists its product as uncharacterized. The record is from RefSeq and is a predicted model, not a curated record. Lineage: Eukaryota; Metazoa; Cnidaria; Anthozoa; Scleractinia; Pocilloporidae.
AGGACUGCAGGAUAGCGGUAAGGAUGCCUACUGACAGUUUUGUUUAGAUUUCCUCGAAUCGAUGUUCGAAAAAAUAUUUCUUACUAUCUAAAUACAGCAUGUGUAUUUUCAAAUGUCAUUAGUGGACAACACUUAAAUUGAUUUUAAAGCUUGUGUUUUUUUAGACUUAACUGAUCCGGUCAUCUGUGAGUGUCAUUAAAUAUUCAUACUCAGAAUGUUAACUUUUUUUUCUUUUUUUGCUUUAUUUUGGUGUAGUUUUUUUGGUUGAACUGAAGAUGAAAUUAAUUAGCUACACUACUUUUAGGAGGGGGAAAUUUGUGGGUUUCUGAACACCGCAGUGUCUCCCUCUAUUAAGGUAUUAUUCAAAAUUAUAGGAGUUCGUUCUUUCUGUUUGGAAGGUAGUCGCACGGCAAUAUAUGAAUUUGUGUCUCGUAACACUUUCAAUUACCUCUGAAUCAGGGGAGAGACCAUUCCAAUCAGUAUCUAACUGCAUGAUCAAGGUACAUUAUGUUUGUUCCUUCUCAUCUUGUCAGACAAGUGUUUUGUCAGUAUUUCCCUUUAUAGUGGAAAUAAUUCGCAUAUCGGGGCCAUAACUUUUAUUAUUAUCGAACGGCACUAAGUAAAGUGCAAAUAAAGCGAAUCGAGUAAACAUGUCACGCGAUAUUGGACAGUUGGUUACUUUGUACUAUGAAACAAAACAAAACAAAACAAAACCUAACAGGUCAGUUACGUGUUGUACGCCUCUCUAUCUGCUUCGCUUUUUCAGCAUCAUAGGAAAUGCGCAUAACAUAGAGCAGUUGGAAUAUAAAUAACUAAUUAGACGUAUCGCAUAGUAUUUUUAACUCCUACGUUGUAUUUUUACUUCUCCUACGGAUUGUCAAAAUACGGCACAAAUCGUAAAAAAUACUUAGCGAUACUAUACACCAAAACUUCUAAUAUUAUACAUAUUUAUAGCAUCCUUAAAGAAUUGCGAUACAAAGCGAUGACAAGUCUAAACGAUUAAAUGAUUUAUGCUGCGCUCUCGAUGUACCGGCAAUUCAAAUUUUAAUUCUGUAAUUGAAAAUACUGAUGGGCAGUUCUAUGAUUGUUACGACCCUCUGAUUAUACAAAGGUUUUCCCAAUUUAAUGUUAUCGACUCUAUUUGCUACAUUGGACACAUUAAUGUGUAGAUUAAUAUAUUUUAUAUUCUGCUUAUGUCACUGUAACACACUUGACGUCAAUACAGGGGGAUUCUCCAACCGCACACCAUCUUGGAAUAGAAGAAAACCUUGUAGUCAAAGUGAUAAAUAAAGGAAAACAUUUUUUAUGAGUGCCACGAUUAUUAGUGUACAGUGCAAGAAUCGUUACAGCGCGUCCCCUAAAUUUAUUAACGGUACAUGGAUUUUCUCAAUUCAUGAAAGUUUACCUAUUUGAGACACCGAACAGAGAAAUGGGCGGCCAAGCAUGAUCUGUUUUACGUUUGGCGUCAAUACAAGGGUAUUUCCCAACCGUGCAGAGGAUGGAAAUUGAAGAAAACAUCCUUGUGGUAAAGGAGAGAGGGUACAAGUUUUUCUCAUUUAGAAUUGAAAUCAUAAAUCUUAUUGACUAGUGAUUUUGCUCAUCGCCACAAACUUACAGUUGUGAUUUUAUUUGUCUUAACCUCUAAAUGAAAGAAUUUAAAAAGGGAAGGCUGAAGCCAUGCAUGGCUUCAGUUGCCAUAAAUUAAAGUUGUAACGUCAUCUUAAAUGGCCAGAAAUAGUCAGAAAAAUACGUGUUUAAGACGAUAUAACUGGAAAGUCAAAAUUAAAACUUUUUCGGGGACUCAAAAAUGGUUUAUACGCUUAAGAUUUUAAGGGCUUUCUCUCUUCUUUUGGUAUAUCUGAGUAAUAUUUAAGAAAAUUAAACGGAACCAUUGGAAGAGCUGAAUUCUUCUUACCAACGUUUAAAUUCCCGGUUUUUGGAAAGGAUAUGAAUAAAUAGACUGAUUACACUAGAUAAAAAUAGAAAUCAUUGUUUGGAGAGUAUAAAAGCUAACCUCCUCAAAUGUACAGCAACAUAUCUGCUGAGUUUUGAGCCCUCAGAAGCUGAAGAUCAAUUGCAGUGUAAUAGAGAUUAUUGAAGACUGGAAAAUGAUGGUCAAUUUCCAUACAAAGGCAGGAUUGUCAAAGUGGCUGUGUUUCUUUUUUUUCCUGGCUGUUAUUCUUCCCAAUAAAACUCUCAGUAAACCUUUUGAACUCGAAGCUUCAAGAGAAGAUUUCGCCGACGACAAACUUGAACCAAACGUAGCUUACCAGAAUAAUACAACAGAUGUCCGAAGUAAAAGGGAAGUGAAAACACUCAGAGAUAUCUGCAAUGCUGGUCAUUAUAGGAUCUCAUCAAACGGUUGUGUUAAGAGAUGGCUUAUCUGCUAUGAUUAUCAAGAAGCGGAGUGUAACGCGGUCAGCUUCAAGUGCCUCAGUAGUAUCCCGAGGUACGGAUCACCAAAGUGUAAGCCAAUUUAUGACUUUGUGAAAGUCAAUCUAAACGGUGCAACGCAGAAAUUCAGAAGAACCAAGGGUUGUAUUUGCGCAUGACGACUUCAGGAGAAUCGAGACCAAAAUAAGUUUGUACAUAAAAAAAUACUAUAUUUAUUUACUUGUGUAUGUAGUGAGAAAACGUUAUUAAGAGUGCAUAUAUCGUAUAAGUUGAUUUAUUGUUUUAUUAUGGUUAUCAACAUCAUGAU